AUGGCAGACGCUAACAGAGAUUUUGAUAACGACGAUGAAUUUUUGUAUGGCGGAAUUGAAGAGCAGACCGUUGUUGAACCUCAAGUAUCAAAAGAGGAGGGGUAUUCUGAAAAUAAUAUAAAAGAAGUCAAAGUAGAAGACGACGACUUCUUUGAUAUGUAUGGGGACGGGACAAAUCAUGAUAUCGGCAAUGUCAAUGAUGAAGUUUCUAAAGAAGUAAAUCAAGCAGAUGUAGAUUCAAUAAAAACCGAGCAGGUUCAUGAUCAGGAUAUGUAUUUUCCUCCAGAAACGAAAGAACAUCAAAAUACCCAUGAUGUUCACGAUGACAAAACCGCUCAAAGUACCUUUGUUCAGAACUAUGAUAUUCAAGGGAUCCAAAAUAAUCCAGAUACGAAGGUUAACCAAGAUAGCCAAGUUAUAAAUACUCCAGGCAACGAGAAUAAUCAAGAUAAGGAGGAUUAUCAAGAUAAUCAAGAAAUUCAAGAAGGACGUGAUAUGCAAGAUAUUGAUCCAUUAGAAAUGUCAACAGAGAAUGGAAAUUUGGAUAUCGAAAUUAUAAUGGAUGCUCCACAACCAAAACCGACAGAUAACGCUACAAGGCAAUUUAAUUGA
Molecule: messenger RNA, 612 nt
Organism: Funneliformis caledonium
Lineage: Eukaryota; Fungi; Glomeromycota; Glomeromycetes; Glomerales; Glomeraceae
Source: the annotation of a GenBank genome assembly